Molecule: messenger RNA, 865 nt
Organism: Caenorhabditis elegans
Lineage: Eukaryota; Metazoa; Nematoda; Chromadorea; Rhabditida; Rhabditidae
Gene: ZK154.4
Source: RefSeq, marked reviewed
UUUAGAUGUCAAUUGUUCGGGCAGUAUACGUGUCGACGAUGCGUCUCCUUCAAUUGAUUAUUGCUUUUAUUCGGAAUUUGUGCAAUGGGAAUCGCAACAAAAAGCGCAUGGAUGUGGAUGACUUGCCGUUUGAGGUGGUCGUCGACAACGGUCGUACAGAAAGGAAAGGUGAAGAACGAGCAUCACUGCUUCAAAAUGAAGUCACCGAUUCGUGGGGAGACGAUGACUGGGAUAAAAAGGAAGAAGUGAACGACAAAAUUGAGCAAUGGAGAAACAGUAAUGCUCAGAAACCGGACACCCACACCAAACCAGAUGACGACUUGUUUAGCACACUAGAGCCAACUAUUACCAGCGCCAGAAAAGUUGUCUUGGCCCCACGAGGCGGGUUCCGUGAUACGGCUCCCAAGAAAAGCAGAUUUGACUUUAACGAAGCAAAUGUGGGAGCUACGCCGACACUUGGAGAUAUCGAUGAUGAUCUUCUCGGAUGGGGUGAUGACGAUUUGGAUAGCACCUUGAAAGAGCACCGCGAAGAGCACCAUAAACAGCUACAACAAGAGCACGAACGUCGGCUCCAACAGAAAAAGCUGCAAAACGCUGGUACUCACCACAUGCUCUGAUAAUUGCCAUUUCCUUCGAUUUCUGACUUUCAAUUGUGAUAUGAUAACCUCAAAAUCUCCAUUCAAAAUGAAAACUCUUAAAUUUAAGAGCUUUCAACACCCCGCACUUUCCCACCUCAUCGUUUUUCCCUUCUAUCUUAUCAAUUUUUUGUAUUUUGUGUCAGUUUGCUAUAUCCUCAUCACCUUUUUUACCGUUUAAUCUCUCUAUAGUAUUGUUCGGGUGUUUCAAGAUGAAACGUUUUGUGUGU